AUCAAAACAGUCCAGCCUACGUAGCGCACUAAACUGACACGAAUCGUCGCCACUGUGAUUUUCUUUUUUCUUUUUCUCUUAGUAUGCUGAACGAAGCCGAUACAAACAAUCUGAUCCGAUGGUCUGACGAUGGACGUGCUAUUUGCAUCCCUGACGUUGCCACGUUUUCGAAAGAUAUAUUAUCACAGUAUUUCAAGCAUAGCAACUGGCCAAGCUUCAUCCGCCAACUGAAUCGUACGCUAUCAUGCUCACGACCAUUAAUAUUGAUGUCGUCUAACCUUCUAACUGAUAUAUUCGUCUCUCCAGUUUAUGGAUUCCGCCGUGUCAAUUUGCCAGAUCCCUCAGCCGGAAACGAGCCACGGCAAACGUACUACUUCAUGAACGAAAACUUUAUACGGGACGAGAGCGAGCUCUUGCGUCGAAUCAAACGACGGUCAAGCGUCAGAGUUCCUCCCGAUGAAAGAUCACCAGAAAACCGACAGAGACGCCGGUCGCCAUCGUCAUCCCGUAGAGGAUCCGAUGACAGGGAACAUAGCAACGAUUAUGUCGAGUUUGCAAGUAAUGCGGACGCAGCGGAAGCAAGGAUCCUGCAACUCGAUCAAAUGGUCAAAUUCACUGAAGAGCAAUGCUCAAAUCUUGCAAGCAAAGCCGUAGAGCUGCGUUCGGUAUACAACAAGCAACAAGAGCUGCUGUCGACGCUUUUGGAGUCUGUGCAAACAUUGUCCUCCAUUGUCAACCCCAAUUCAGGUAUAACAGAGAUAUUUUUUUGUGUUGUAAAAGAUUGGCCUGGCCUGGUCAAAUAAGGCUGUCCAUAUUUAUAUCUUUUUCCAGAACAUACCGACCUUUUGGUUCAGGCAGUUCGGCAACAGAAUCAGGUUAUCAACAUAAGCAAUAGCAGUAGCGGUAGUGGUAAUAUUGAUGGUAAUCGCGGCUUUGUACCGCUGUCAGUA
Messenger RNA from Zychaea mexicana, 950 nucleotides. RefSeq lists its product as uncharacterized. Gene Ontology annotation, molecular function: DNA-binding transcription factor activity; sequence-specific DNA binding. The transcript has 2 exons. Lineage: Eukaryota; Fungi; Mucoromycota; Mucoromycetes; Mucorales; Lichtheimiaceae. The record is from RefSeq and is a predicted model, not a curated record. The coding region runs from base 84 to 803 and encodes 239 amino acids. Gene Ontology annotation, biological process: regulation of DNA-templated transcription.